Messenger RNA from Hypanus sabinus (Atlantic stingray), 2741 nucleotides. RefSeq lists its product as uncharacterized. Gene Ontology annotation, biological process: magnesium ion transport. Gene Ontology annotation, cellular component: membrane. Bases 21 to 1274 code for a protein of 417 amino acids. The record is from RefSeq and is a predicted model, not a curated record. Gene Ontology annotation, molecular function: magnesium ion transmembrane transporter activity. NCBI's taxonomy places the organism in Eukaryota, Metazoa, Chordata, Chondrichthyes, Myliobatiformes, Dasyatidae. The transcript has 7 exons.
GCCCGGGCCCCGCACCGGGCAUGCCGGAAGUCGACCCGGGAGGCCGAUGCGGGAUGCACACAGCAGAGCGGAAGUGGGCUGGGGGACGGCAGAGCGGCGGAUCGGAAGAUGGAGAAGUUGUCAGUGAGGAACAGUUGACACUUCUUGCAUGUCCUGGGAGAAUGGAGAUAAUUCCUCUUGGUGGAGUAUUCCUGGUGCCAGAACCGAUCUCCACAUCAGCCUCGCUUCCAGCCACUGACACCAGCACUGGGCAUUAUGUCUUCUACCUGGGGCUUGCUCUUGCCAUUAGCUCCAGCAUCUUCAUUGGCAGCAGUUUCAUCCUGAAGAAGAAGGGGCUCCUGCGCCUGGCUGGGAGGUCAGUGAUAAGAGCAGGCCAGGGCGGACAUGCAUACCUGAAGGAGUGGCUUUGGUGGGCCGGGCUUCUCACAAUGGGUUUGGGAGAAGCUGCCAAUUUUGCUGCCUAUGCCUUUGCUCCAGCAACUCUAGUCACACCUCUGGGAGCCCUCAGCGUUCUUGUGAGUGCUAUCUUAUCUUCAUACUUUUUAAAUGAGCGACUGAACCUUCAUGGAAAGAUGGGCUGCAUCCUGAGCAUCCUGGGAUCAACGGUGAUGGUCAUCCAUGCCCCACAGGAGGAGGAGGUCGGAACCUUGGCUGAAAUGGUGGAAAAGCUGAAGGAUCCAGGUUUCAUUGCGUUUGCUGUAUGUGUUGUGGUCAGCUGCAUAAUCCUGAUCUUUUUGGUGAGCCCCCGCUAUGGCCAGAAGAAUGUCCUGGUCUACAUCCUCAUCUGCUCCAUCAUUGGCUCCCUCUCUGUCUCAUGUGUGAAGGGUCUGGGCAUCGCCAUUAAGGAGCUAUUUGUGGGCCACCAUGUGCUAUCAUCCCCAAUGAUGUGGAUCCUGCUGGUCUUCCUGAUAGUCUGCAUCAGCACCCAGAUCAACUACCUGAACAAGGCCCUCGACAUCUUCAACACCUCCAUUGUAACCCCUAUCUACUAUGUCUUUUUUACCACUGCUGUGAUGACCUGCUCAGUCAUUCUGUUCAAGGAGUGGUACCACAUGACCAUUUACAACAUUGUGGGCACAAUUAGUGGGUUCCUCGUUAUCGUCCUUGGUAUCUUCCUGCUGCAUUCUUUCAAGGACAUCAGUUUCACUUCCAGCAUCCUGCCUCUGUUCCUCAGGAGGGCCAGGCCCAGGGUGGACGGAAGCCAACCAUACGAAGCCCUGCCUUCCCAAGAGACAGAGAUCUCCAGCUGCCAACUCCAAGCCACCAAUGCAUAGCUUCACCUGGAAGAUGAGUUGGAAGGAUCAGGGACUUAUUGAGCUAAACAGCAUGUUCAAAGCACUUCUUAUCUGUCCACACACAUUUAUUAACAUUCCUCCCCAGGUUGCAAUAUCAUGUUGGAGCUCAUUCCCAUCCACCUCAUGGUCAGCUGGUAUAAGUUGGCAGAGCUGUCUCUCGAAGUAUGAUGUUGAGCUGAAGGACUCACUCGUUCCAAGUUGCUGAUCCUAGUGAGUGUCCCAUUACCCAGCACCGUUAAAUAUGGAGGAAAACAGAUGAGUGUGAGUGAGAGUGGCAACUUAUCUUUGAAAUACUGGCAUGUUUUGACAGGAAGGGUAAAAGGUUUCAAUCAUUUGAUCAUGACAGGUAUAACGUCAUGAGACCUGGGUCACCAAAUCAAACAAAAGAAUCCAGCUAGCACCAUGUGAGGAUCUCAUUUUGACAAUGCUUGUCCUCAGUCAGAGAAUGAAGGUAGUGAGGUUUGAGGGAGAGGACCAAAGGCACUACUUGGAAGUUGGUACCGUUGUGUUCAUUCUCAUUGUUGACCUUAGCAGUAGCAUUCUUUGAGGUCGUAUUUUUCACAUGCCAACACAAUCUCCAUUGGGCAGAACAUAACAAGGAUGAUAAUUCAGGUAUUUCCUAUUAGUCACACAUUGAAACUCUCUGAUUCAGCACUUAAGGAUUGGCUGAUGCCAGACUACAAUAAAACUGGCCCCAAUUAUCUCCACUAAUCAGGAGUGUUGUUAAGUACAAGACACUCCCCAGUUAGUGAGGGUUCUGUUCCCAAGAACCAUUGGCAACUCAAAUUUUACAUAAUUUGGAAAAACUGUUGGCUUAUAAUGUAAAAAUUACACUGGCAGGUUAAUCAGGCACAGAUCUUAGUUAAUUUUAGUCCUUAGAAUUAGCCAAUUAGUUCAGAUCUGUAUUAUGGAUUACACAAACAUUGUGCUUCCACAAGGAGUUCCACUUUUAUCACCCAUGCGGUGAGGUGCUUUGUCAAAGUGCCUUAAUAUUCUGGCACAUGAACCCAUCACUUGCCUGGAGCUGGGCUGGUGAUGAAAGCAGACCUGGAACUAUGAGCAUGGCAAACAUAUCCCAAGGCUUGAAUAGUUCAAGCUGUUGGAAAGUAAUCAGACUGAAAACUACCUGCUUGGCACAGCCUUUGUCUAAACAGUAAAUGUACUGCAGGUCAAAAUACUGCAGAUGCUGGACAACACUCAGCAUGUCAGGAUGCAUCUGUGAGAACAGAAACAGUUAAUGUUUCACCACAGGGACUCUCCAUGAUGAUGCUCUUUGGUACGUACUAUUCACCAGAAAUAUCAAAAGGAGAAACCUUCAGACAGAGCGUAGAACUAACACAAUUCUCAUCAGUCCCAGGCACUUGCGACUUAGUCCAGCUACUGUUCUAAUUUAAGUGACUGAAAAAUGUCUUGCAUUAAAAUAUAUUUUUACAGUGCUGAUGAUAA